Messenger RNA from Cercospora beticola, 12494 nucleotides. RefSeq names its product E3 ubiquitin-protein ligase TOM1 (gene TOM1). Gene Ontology annotation, biological process: protein polyubiquitination. NCBI's taxonomy places the organism in Eukaryota, Fungi, Ascomycota, Dothideomycetes, Mycosphaerellales, Mycosphaerellaceae. Gene Ontology annotation, cellular component: cytoplasm. Gene Ontology annotation, molecular function: ubiquitin protein ligase activity. The record is from RefSeq and is a predicted model, not a curated record.
CGCGAGCAACACAGCGUACAUUAUUGUGCAACACCCUCCACCACUGGCUCGUCCUGCUCCACGUGUGCGUUGAGCGAGAAAGUUGCCAGCCAAACGACGUCGACGCUUCGACACAUUCACCACCAACACUGCACGACGCAACUUCGACAACGCCCGAGAACGCUCGCCUGGGCAUCGACACCACCGCCGCUCGCUCGCGCCUGCUUCUACACGCUCCAACCGACCGGCAUCGACGUUGCACUCUCGCGUGCGUGACGUUGCCAGCGCUGCAUCAUCCUCGUUGCUCCGCACCUAUUCCCGCGUCCCGCCUCGAAAAAUCAUCGCCAUCGACGCCCCCGCAGCUCCUCCAUCGAACACAUCUUCUCGCGUUCAUGGUCACCACUCCACCUCUGCACCACUGCUCCCUUGACCGGUAAGGAGAAGAUAACCUCCGCCGAGCGCUGCCAGACGCCGGCGCGGCGAAACUGCGCAUUGCAGGACCGCGUUCUCCGCGGCGCCUGGCGCUAUGGGAAAGAUCAAGAAGGUCGCUACUGAGCGGCAUACCUCGACACUUUCACCUUUCGUGAAAGAUUUCGUGAAGCAGUCGAUAGAGAUCCCUCUUUAUCAACUGCCAGCAAAGCUCGAUGAGUUUCCACAACACUGGCCGCUACCUCGAGGCGACCUGUACCACUGGAUUGCGUUGUUGGACCGCUUCGACCAUGUUCUGGAGUUGUUCAACAAGGAAUACGGUCUGAGCGAGGGACCUCAAACCCAGCAAUUCGAGAGAAGAGUGUUGCAAAAGGGAGAUGCGGCAGAAGACACACCAUAUCCUGCCGUUGGCGGUCAGACACAAGAGUUGGACGCUGCUGGCUAUUCGGCGGAAGGAGAUCGAGAGCUGGUGGAAUCGAUACUUCGCUUUACUCGUUUGCUGCUGGAACACUGUGGCAACCGAAGUCUGUACGCCAGCAGCACCCAUAUCAAUGAUCUGCUUCACACCACGUCUUUGAGCUUGCUGCAGCAAUGUCUGAAGCUGGGCCUGCGGCUUGCCCAGCGCUAUCAAGUCGCGCGGUACAAGAAUCACAACCCAGCACACCAGGCUGUCCUACUUGCAAACCACUACAACAUCAACUUGGACAAUUUGCACAAGAUUGCAAUGCCCUUUCCCAAGCCUCAGAGUCAGAACAAUAGCUCGUUGCAGUCUUCGGGGAAGGCGAAGGAGAAGCCGGCCACAUUACCCACCUUCAUCCCCACGGACUUGGUAGCCAUUGCCAAAGGCCCGAUGCCGGCUCCCGUUCGAAGCGCUGUGUCUACUGUAUCGUUGAGCUACUACGAGCAGACGUCCGCCGAGCCAUCUCAGACGCCCUCAUCACAUCUCAGCCAAAACACACCAUCUACACCUACUCCGGCGCGGAGGGCUUCAAACCUGGGGCCCUCGCGCGAUCGUCCAUCAACGGGUGAUAGGAGUGCCUCGGCCGAAGAUUCACCUGCGCUUUCUGGGAAGCAGCGAGAGCAAGACAACUCCUCGCCGACAGCCCCAAAGCUAUUUACCAUAUCAUCGACGAAAGUGGCUCAAACACCAGCGUGGGAUCUUGUGAAGGAAUCUCUCGACAAGGUGCCAGUUGACAUGCAGUAUGAAGUACUCAACCGCAUUCGUAUCGCGAAGGCAUUCGCGUCGCCUGAGGUGAAUGCGCAGGAAAUCCUUGAAGUCCGCCUUCUAGCUAUUGCCAAUCUGGUCUAUGCACUGAGUGAGAGCAAGCUACAGGAGAGAAUUGGCAUCCCAGAUGCCGAAGAGCCGAGACGCUAUCAUCUUGCGCAGCAGCUAUCCGAUCUUCUCCAGCCAGCUGCAGACGGUCAGACGCCCUUGACUUUGCAAACGGAGACCACAGUUCUCAUGACUUUGGAGGCCCUGAGCAAGAGUCGCAAUAAAGUCUCUGAGGUGGGCGAUGCUCUUGCAAUCUCGGUCAACCAUGGUGUGCUGUACUACGAGCUUCGAAAGCUCAUCAGUACACUGUCAGUUGCUCCAAAUGCCAACAAAGCCGUGGAACUCGAAGAGAGCCAAUGGCGAGAUGCCGUCUUCGAUCUCAUCAACAGCCUGUUGCAGUGUAAUGCUCAAGCUCGCUACGGAGAGAAGAUGGUGGCCGCUGGUGUCAUGGGCAUCCUCGUAGAGGCUUUGCAGCUGCGGACUUCUCGCGCCGAGCGAUUCUACGAGCGUACCUUGCAAUUCUUUGACAGCUUCGUACACGGCAUCAGCACCGCGUUCCAAACACUUGCGGAUGUUCGUGGACUAGACAUCAUUGCCGAUCUGACAGCGUCCGAGGUCAACACAGCACUUGAGAAAUCCAGGAACGGCAAUGGCUUGCCAAAGGAAUACAAGUCCAGAGUUGUGGAUUACGAAAUUCCCUUCUACCAGCAGUCCACACUGCGCCAGUUGUUCAAGAAUACUGUGCACAUGUUUGAGCAUAACACGGGUGGUCAUGACCGCCUGCUGAGGAAUUUGAUCGACACCCCACAAGUUCUAGGCGCUUUGCGCAGUGUGAUUGAAAAUUCAUCAAUUUUCGGCGCCAACGUAUGGAGUGGUGCAGUGAACAUCAUCAGCAGCUUCAUCCACAACGAGCCGACGAGUUACCAAGUAAUUGGCGAGGCUGGACUCAGCAGAAGUCUUCUAGAAUCCAUAACCCAGCAAAAGAUUCCCGACGAGCUGCCUCCUCCUGGCGAGAUCGUGAGCGCAAGCGAGACGCCAUCAAUCGUGGCGAACGAUGACGGCCAGCCGAUCUACCCAUCUGUCACAGGCAUUCUGCCAGUGGGCGAGGUCUUGUGUGAUGUUCCUACCGCAUUUGGGGCAAUCUGCCUCAACGAGAACGGCAUGCAACUCUUCCAAGCGUCUGGUGUUCUGGUGAAGUACUUCGACAUUUUCCUAUCGCCAAUGCACGUCCGUGCAAUGGAAGAUGAAGGACAGACUGCAGCAACCAUCGGACAUGCUUUCGACGAAUUGGCGCGUCAUCAGCCACGAUUGAAGAGUCAGAUCAUGGCGGCCGUGUUCAACAUGCUGAAGCGACUCAAGGAGCUGACUGCCAUUCUAUCUCGUGGCAAACAGGCCGGCGCCAAGCUUUGGGAAGCCGCCGAUGGAAAACUCGUUGUCGCAGGCGGCAGCGCAGCUUUGACAGCGGGCACGGUGGAUGCCGCAACGCAGACAGGUUCGAGUGACGCUGAUGGCGACUCAUCCUCGCGCGUAGAGGUCGCUGCUCACGACGCCUCCGCAGACGAGCGAGAGUAUGCUCCUGCGAUCUGCUAUCUCAGUGCUUGCUUCAAGUUUCUGGAAGGCUUCUUCCACAACAGUGGCAUGUGCAAUCUGUUCUGUGAAGAAUCGGGCGCCGAACUCCUGCUCGAUCUGGCCAUGAGUCCAAGCAAUCCGCAUGACCUGGUUGCAUUCCCACUUUUCAGCAAGCUCACGCAAGUUCUGAAGACCAUGUGUGAAGCCAAGGCGCCGUUGGUGUUGCCAAGCAUGAUCAAGAGGACACAGCGUGCCGUGGCCGACCUUAAGGAAUUCAUGAACGUUGACAGCCGAUCCAGCUCCUUCUCAAGCUUUCUCGAUCUGUCACAAAGCGGCAAUUCAAGCCUUUCGGCCGGCACCAACGGCACUGCGAUAGUGAAAGCAUUGCUGAACACGCAUAUGCUGACCCACAUCCUUGGGCGAACUUUGGCGCCUCCACCAUACACACUGCGACACGGCCAGAACAACCAUGUCUUCGCCAACCUCAACUUUACAGAUGUUUAUAUCGAACUCGUGGAUGAUCUGAGCAGACUGCAUGCAUCUUGUCUUUGGGAGGGCCUCCUCAUGCUGCGUGACAUGCCCGAUGACAAGCUCACUAAGACUGAUCCCCGGGCGUUCCACAUGCGCCGUGUUGACAAUGAGGGCUAUGUCGAUUUCGCAACCGACCGCAGUGAUCCAGCUCGCUUGACUCUGAACGGGGGUUCCUCAGAUGGGUCAGAUGAGAACAAGGCUCCUGCUGCUGUUCUCAGUCUCAAGAACACUCGCACCAUACGCUAUCUUCUGAGCCAGGUUCCGAUGGGCAUUGAAUCGUUCUUUCAUUCACUUGGCCAAGCCAUAGUGACAAAGCGGGCCACAGACGCCAUCGUCAGACAACACGCCAUAUUCGUCGCCGAACAUCUCGCGAAGGCUGUUCUCUGGGAACUUGCCUACAGACGAAACGAGGCCCACGAGGAGGGCAUGGAACUCAAAUAUGUGUGCCACAUUCUGAAGAUGAUCGGUCGGAUGCUAGUACGCAAUUCGUACUCGAUGGAAACUUUUGGCGCCAAAGAGGCUCUGACAUUGGUCAUGACAAAAUUCUACGCAGCCGGCGGUUUCGACAAGUUGAAUGAUUACCUCGAUAGGUUCGUGCGAUUGCUCGUUCAACGACCUGACGCUUUCAAGCCCGACACAUCCGUGAAGGACGCCAUUACAGCUAUCUUGGGCUUCUACAGCCAAAUAGCACGGUCCAAGUGCAUUAACGACGCGAGCCAGUCCAAUAACAUCGUCGUCAAGCACUCGACACAACCAGACUAUUUCCAGCCUGGACAAUUCGUUGUUGAAGUGCGGCACGCAAUUCUUCCUGCCAUCAGCAAUAUCUGGCGCUCUGAGCAUAUCGAGAAGUUCAGCAAGGGAAAUGUGGAAUCAGUAGUCACUAUUCUUCGCCUCAUACUCAAAGCUGAGGGCGAAGAUCGGGCUCUGAGACGUAGUGACCAAGCUAGUCGACGAGUGCUGGCACGUCGGCCUGGAUUCCGACUGCGAAACACCGAACAUCUCAGCGACCUGACGAAUGCAGGGUUCGAUGCAAGCCUCAGUCGCGAGGCCCUGUAUCGCUGUGCCGGGCACCAUCCCCAAGCAGAGGCAUACUGUAGAUUGCGACAGAAGGACCCUCGAGUACCACGCUUUCCAAUUCCAGAAGGAGAGGAAACAGCCACGCCGAGCGACCCAACCGAACAACGAGCGCAGUCUGAUGUCCAGGUAAAUGUUGGUCCGGCGCUCGGCAGUGAUGAAACCAUGCAGGACGAGGAUGCUUUAGCGCAGUCGUCGGAUCAUGACAUGGCAAAUGAGGAGGACUUUGGUUCUCUUGGACGAAUUCCGGCUGGUAUGCUUCGAGACGAAGAUCUUGCCGCCGCGAUUGCAGGCCCUGUAGCACGAGAGUUAUUGGCGUCAGCACCACAACCCUCCGCACCGACACUCGAAGGCACGGACACACAGCAGCCUUUUGUCACUAUUGAUGAUUUGAACGAGGAGCGCGAGAAAGUGCGUGAAGACCUCAUCGACCAGUGCUUGAAUGUUCUCGGAACACAAGAUGGCAUUACCUUUGAAUUGGCCGAUCUCAUCCAUGCUGCCGUGGCCAAAGCAGGUGAAGGCGCAAGCCCAAGAGCAGAGAUAGGCACAACCCUGGUGUCUUCACUGAUCUCUUUACAAGGUGAAGAGGGCAGUCCGGAGGCUGGCAAAAAGAUCCACGCAUACGCUCAUCUCGUCGCACUCAUUUUGCAAGAUCGCGAUUUCUUUGACUCGACGCUGGAUGAGUUGAAAGAAUAUUUUGGAAGCCUCGUCAGCUGGGUCCAGCUCGAGACAGACCAAAAGGCCGAAGAUGCUCCGUGGGUGGAGAUGAUCCUCCUUAUCAUCGAGCGUGUUCUGGCUGAAGACGAGCAACCGAUCGAGAUUGAGUGGACGCCGCCGCCAUCCGACGAUCCUCUGAAGCCUCUACCAAAGAUCACCGAACCAGAGCCUGUUGUGUCUGCAGAGUCACGGGCGCAGCUUUUUGACGCUCUUGAAGGGUUGCUGCCCAAAGUCGGCAAGAACAAAUCGCUGGCGUUGUCCAUCUGCCGCAUUCUCGUUGAGCUGACGCGACGUCGCGACCUAGCCGCACGAUUGAGCACUAAGCAGACGCUUAACAAAUUGUUCGUCAUGAUCAGACAGCUUGCGGCACCACUUGAAGACAAGCUGCAAUCAACCUUCCUUAUGAUACUGCGUCAUAUGAUCGAGGACGACCAGACGAUCCGGCAAAUCAUGAGGGCAGAAAUACGGGUUGCGUUCGACAAUCAUCGCUCGACCCGUCCAAUGGAUACGUCGUCCUACACGCGCAGCCUAUAUUAUCUCGCUAUUCGUGAUCCACAGGCUUUCGUAGACGUCACGCAAGAGCUGCUCGAGAUCGCGAGGUACGAUGGAAACCCCCAUCGAGGUCAACAUCUCAGCUUGAAGAAAUCAGAGGCUUCGCAGAAUGCACCCGCAUCACCUUCGGCGGCCAAGGCAACUCGAUCGGUACCAGAAGGACAAAAAGCGACAGAAUCAAAAUUGCCGACUGCAGAAGUCCCCGAUGGGGUGGUUCAAUUCUUACUGCGCGAGUUAUUUAUCUGGAAAGAUGUUUCGGAUCCUUCUCCUGGAAAGGACACCCUUCCGAAAAAUUCUGCCGACGAAGACCGAACCGCGGACGUGGAGAUGGCGGAUGUUUCCCCAGCCAUUGCAAACUUCACUUCGGCAGUGCAAAAGCCUGCAGAUGCGAAGAAUGAGCGGCCAGCAUUCAAGCCCGAAGAGCAUCCAACUUACCUCUAUCGUUGCUUCUUGCUGCAAUGCGUGGCGGAGCUCGUAGCUUGCUAUAAUUCUAGCAAGCUUGAGUUCAUCAACUUCAAGCAUAAGACCAACACACAGCCGGCAACUCCGUCCAAGCCACGCUCUGGCACCUUGAACUAUUUGCUCAACAGUCUACUGCCUGUCGGCACUCUGGAACAUCGCGACGAUGUAGCGCACCGCAAGAAAGCUGCAACGUCGAACUGGGCGAUCAACGUUCUGGUGUCAUUGUGCACCAAGACGCAAGAGCGACAAUUGAGCAGUGUUCCGUCAUUCGACUCCGUUGACUUUGCGGAACAGGAACCGGAACUCACCCAAGUGAGGAAGUUUGUGCUUGAACACGCUCUUCGUGCCUUCAAAGAGGCGACUGCCUCCUCCGAACCUCUCGAUCACCGUUACUCUCGCCUGCUGUCGUUGGGUGAGCUGUUCAACCGCAUGUUGAAUGGAAAAGUCGACUUGCAGCGGUCAAACGUCGUCGCAGCCGGGUCAUUCUCUGCUCAUCAACAAAUUGGUCGCCUCAUGUACGAGAAGAGUUUCAUAAGUGCCCUCACCUCAGCGAUUGCGGAAUUGGAUCUGAAUUUCCCGAAUGCCAAACGCGCCGUGAAGUACAUUCUCGGCCCAUUGAAACAGCUGACUGAGCUGGGCGUUACUCUGAGCCAGAGUUCAGAUAUCUCUUCCAAUGUCACUGGAGGCAGUACCGAGGAAGACGACAUCUUGUCGACAACGUCCGUCUCCGAUGAAGACGAGGGCCGAGAGCAAACGCCAGACCUCCUUCGCAACACAACCCUCGGCGAAGAUGACGAUGAAUCGGAUGACGAAGACGACGACGAUGAUGAGGGCAUGGAAUACGAUGAGUACGACGAAGAAAUGGAGUACGAAGAAGAAGAGAUGCCCGAACACGGCGACGUAGUAAGUGAUGAGGACGAAGAUGGUCUCGACGGCAUGGGCGAAAUCGAAGGACGCCCGGGCGACAUGGAGAUCGAUCUCGAUGUCAUGGAAGAAGACGACGAGGAUGAUGACGAUUCCGACGAUUCUGAGGAGAGUUCCGAGGACGAUGAUGACGAUAUGGACCACGGAGAUGAAAUGGAUUACAGCCACAUGGAAGAAGUCACCGGAGAUGAUGAAAACGCUAGCCUUGGUGAGCAAGAUGCUGGCGACUGGGAAGAAGAGGGUCUCGAAUUUGAGCAUCAUGAUAUUGCCAUCGAUGGUGGCUCGCCACAUGGUGGGCCUCUUGAGCAUAUCGCGCACGUACUGGCAGGCGACGAUGUUUCCGAAUCUGGCGAACACGAUCACAUCGUCAGAAUCGACAUGGGCGAUGGCGAAGAAGAAUUCUUCGAGGACGAGAUGCCACCGGAAGAUGAUGAUGACGAUGAAGAAGAAGAGCCCGACUAUGGUGAGGACAUUGUGUACGAGCCAGAGAUUGAGGAUGACGAAGACGAAGAAGCAGAUGGCGGUUGGGCGUGGGAUGCUCAACCUGCACCAGCUGUGCUGCGUGGCGUACCGCACCACCAUCACCACCACACUCACUUGCACCGUGGCGGCUUCAACGAAAUGCUUGGCAUGAUCAACGACCCGCUACGACCUAUGGGCAUGAGAUCGCAUCGAUCAACUCCACAUGCUCGUGACGAGGAUGGCAUCAAUCCUUUGUUGCAGCGAGACAACGGCCAGCAGCGAGAACGAGACGCCUUUGACCCCCUUUCUGGUCGUCCAACCGCACGCCGCACGUUCCUACCACGCGUAGGUCCCGAGGCCAUCCUUCAAGAUUUAGUUGCUACCGUAGGACCAAACGUGGGCGGACAGCCUUUCGUCCUGGACCCCGGUGCUUGGCAAGGCAUAGGUGCCCUCGCACCUGGUUUCACCGUCCACACCAGAGGAGGUGGUCAUGCCAUGCUCGAUAUCGAUACAACGCGUUCCUUGCGUGAGCAACUUGGUGGCUCCGCUGACGGCCGGCGGUGGGCUGAAAUGCUCUCCGGCGGACGCGCCAUCGAUCGGGGUAGCGGCGGACACGAGGAAGCCCAAGCGGUCGAAUUCCGGGCUUGUUCCACGGCCAAUCGCUGGCAAGAAGAGGCUCGCUUGCUGUUCCCAGGCAAGUUCCACGAGAAAGCGUUGCGCGUCAUCAACAUGCUGCUGCGAGCGCUGGUUCCAGCUGCAAUGGAGGCGCGGAGAAUUCGCGAAAAGGAAGAAGCUGAGCGUCGUGCGGCCGCAGAGAAGGCAGAAGAGGAAGCCCGCGAGAAGGCUGAGGCUGAGAAGGCUGAGAAGGAGGCACAAGAGAAGCAGGAGCGCGAGGAGCGUGAGGCGAGAGAGCGUGCCGAACAAGAAGCUCAGGCUCACCAACAGGCCGAGCAAGCAGCUUCGACCGAAGAUGCUACUGUCAGCAUGGAAGGAGUUGAACAAGCUGGGGAUGAGGCGACUAACGAACCCGCCCCUGUGGCGCCUGAAGCACCGGGAGAACGAGUGACAAUCACCAUUCGGGGUCGUGAGCUUGACAUCACUACUCUGGGAAUCGACCGCGAGUAUAUCGAGGCCUUACCUGAGGACAUGAGAGAGGAAGUGAUCAUGACUCAGUUCGCAGAGCAGCGUUCUCAAGCUGUUCAAUCUGGAGAACCUCAGAGUGAGAUCAGUCGGGAGUUCCUCGAAGCCCUACCACGAGAGAUUCAGCAGGAGCUUCUGCGCUCAGAGCAAAUUGAGCGGCGUCGUCGUGAGAGAGAUGAGGAGCGUCAGCGCAGGGCUCAAGAAGGAGGACAGGCCAGUGCCGCACCUGCACAGCCAGAGGAGAUGAACAAUGCGGACUUUAUGGCGAUGCUGGAUCCCAACUUGCGCCAAGCAGUCCUGCUGGAUGCAGAUGAGACAGUUCUUGCCGCGCUGCCUGAUGAUCUUCAGGCCGAAGCUCGUGCGCUCCUAGGCGAUCGGCGACCGCGAGGUGAUGCAACAGGCCGUCUCGGUCGUGCCAUGGAAGGUGCUGCACGUAUCCUCAAUGGUCCUGGCAGCAAUGGCCGGACUGAUGCUGCAGCACGAGAACCAAGUCGACCACGCCGCCCUGUCGCCCAAAUGUUGGACAAGGCGGGCAUUGCCACGCUCUUACGGCUGAUGUUCGUGUCUCUCAACCACAAGGCCAAGAGUAACCUGCACGGCAUCUUGGCGGAUGUCUGCAAGAACACCCAGAACCGAGCAGAGGUCAUCAGCAUUCUACUUUCAAUCCUGCAGGACGGGACCGCCGACGUGAAUGCGGUGGAGCGCAGCUUCGCCCAUCUAUCACUGAGAGCCAAGCAACCGGCAGGGCCCAAGACACCUCAACCUCUGAAGCGCAGCCUCACAGGCCCUCAGGCCACAACACCCAGCACGGACUUGUCACCGCUGAACAUUGUUCAGCAGUGCUUAGGCACCUUGAACGCGCUGGCGAACGAGAACCCACGUGUGCCCUCGUUCUUCCUCAACGAGCAUGAGACGAUCACAAGCCAGCGAGUGACGCCGGCCAAGAAGGGCAAGGAUCGUGAGAGCAAAGCUGGCAGGUUUCCACUGAAUGCUCUGCUCACCUUACUCGACCGCAAGCUGAUUACGGAGAACACCGCUGUCAUGGAGACAUUGGCCUCCCUACUGAGCCAUGUGACACAUCCUCUGACAAUCCUCCUCAAACGUGCGAAGGAAGCUCAAGACUCUGCACCAGAAGAAGUCACCGACACCACGGCCCCUGCGGAUCAGUCAGGUUCGACCACCAAUGCUCCUGAUGUCCCGAUGCAAGAGGCAUCAACAGCCGAAAAUACAUCAGUACCAUCUGAAGAGCCGCCAAAGGAAAGCACCGAGGCAAAGAAGAAGCACCGCGAUCUCGUACCGCCCGAGGUGCCAGAAGAGAACAUUGGCCUCGUGGUCAACAUUUUGGCUGCCCGUGAAUGCCCUACCAAGACGUUCAGUGACACGUUGGACAUCAUCAAGAAUCUGUCUUCGAUCCCUGGCGCCAAGGAAGUCUUCGGCAAGGAGCUCAUCCGCCAGGCACAGGAACUCGGUGAUGGUCUUCUGACGGAUCUGGAACAUCUCGCCAACCAAAUCCGGGCUGCUGAGAAUGGCACCGACCUUCAAGGCAUGGCGCUCGCGAGUUUCUCCUCUGCAGGUGCGAAGCAGAAGAAGCUUCUCCGCGUUCUGGUUGCCCUCGACCAUCUGUUCGAUCCAAAGCGCAUCCCACAAGCUACAGCCGCAUCAGACGCUGGUAGUGAGCAGAAGUUAAAGGAUGACAUCCUUUCCACGCUGUACCGAAGCCCUACUUUCGAAAAGCUCUGGGCUAGCCUCAGUGCCUGCCUCGCAGCUAUCCGCCAACGCGGCAACAUGGUCAACGUCGCAACCAUUCUGCUACCGCUAAUUGAGUCCUUGAUGGUGAUGUGUCGCAAUAGCGCACUAAAGGAGAAUGCAGCCAAUGCGUCGUCGUCUGUUGAUGUCGAUGUGAGUACGCCGCCUCCCGACACUCGUGUCGAGAGCCUGUUUUUCAGCUUUACGGAGGAGCAUCGCAAGAUCCUAAACGAGCUCAUUCGCAACAACCCCAAGCUCAUGAACGGAAAUCUCGCGAUUCUGGCCAAGAACUCCAAGGUACUUGAGUUCGACAACAAGCGCGCAUACUUCAGUCGCAAGCUUCACGACCGCAGAGCUGAAGUACGCGUGUCGCAUCCGUCUCUGCAACUCAACGUGCGCCGCGACCAAGUCUUCCACGAUUCUUUCAAGUCGCUCUACUACAAGAGUCCAAACGAGAUCAAGUACGGCAAACUCAAUAUCCGUUUCCAUGGCGAAGAGGGAAUUGAUGCCGGCGGUGUGUCGCGUGAAUGGUUUGCCGCCAUGGCUCGACAGAUGUUUAAUCCCGACUACUGCCUCUUCAACCCUGUGGCUGCCGACCGAACCACAUUCCACCCCAACACACUCAGCACCGUUAAUCCUGAACAUCUGCUGUUCUUCAAGUUUAUUGGGAGAAUCAUCGGCAAGGCUCUAUACGAGAACAGAGUCCUUGACUGUCACUUCAGCAGAGCGGUGUACCGCAAGAUCUUGGGCAAGUCUGUGUCUCUGAAGGACAUGGAGACUCUCGACUUGGACUACUACAAGUCACUGGUCUGGAUUCUGGAGAACGACAUCACUGAUAUCACCUUCGAGACCUUCUCCGUCGACAUCGAUAGGUUUGGUUCUACUGAGACCGUCGAUCUUAUCGAGAAUGGCCGCGAAAUUCCAGUGACUGAGGAGAACAAGCACGAAUAUGUUCGCCACGUUGUGGAGUAUCGCCUGAUCAAGUCUGUACAGGCGCAGCUCGAUGAGUUCCUUACCGGAUUUCACGAUAUCAUUCCUCCUGAGCUCAUUUCCAUCUUCAAUGAACAGGAGCUGGAGUUGCUCAUCUCUGGUCUUCCUGACAUUGAUGUUGAUGAUUGGAAGAACAACACUGAGUACACGAACUACACACCCACUUCUCCACAAGUCCAGUGGUUCUGGCGUGCGGUUCGCAGCUUCGACAAAGAAGAAAAAGCCAAGCUCUUGCAGUUCGUCACAGGUACUAGCAAAGUUCCACUCAACGGUUUCAAGGAGCUGGAAGGUAUGAAUGGCUUCUCGCGCUUCAACAUCCAUCGUGACUACAGCAGCAAGGAGAAGCUACCAUCCAGUCACACAUGCUUCAAUCAGCUCGAUCUUCCUGAGUACGAUAGCUACGAGCACCUUCGGCAUCAACUGUACACUGCCAUCACCGCAGGUAGUGAGUAUUUUGGCUUCGCAUAGAUGGAGCACAGCGGCAUGCGCAAGGAGGAGUAUUGGCGUUUAGCGUUCACGUUAAGGGCGGCAAGCAUUGGAACGGCGCGUUAUGGGUAUUGUGCGUACUAGCUAGAAGCUGCGUGGAAGUUCAGGCCCCGCGUAGCGAUGUAUCAACAGCAUAGCUCGUAAAUAUUAAUGGCAGAGC